Branchiostoma floridae (Florida lancelet) is the source of this 876-nucleotide messenger RNA. RefSeq lists its product as uncharacterized. The record is from RefSeq and is a predicted model, not a curated record. Bases 324 to 653 code for a protein of 109 amino acids. The transcript is spliced from 4 exons. Lineage: Eukaryota; Metazoa; Chordata; Leptocardii; Amphioxiformes; Branchiostomatidae.
UGAAGAAAGCUAAUCGCACAAAACACUCUGAGUACCAUUCACGACAUCAAAAGGAGGGUGUGGUGUAAACUCCCUUUACGUAGAAUGGCCAGGAUGAGUCUUUGCACACUGGAACACAGAACAGGUGUUCUGACAACAGAGAGCUUGCGCACUUGCAUAACAGGAACAGACAACUCUUGCUGUGUUUGACCAAUAAAUAGACCCCGUCCAUCCCAUAUCUUCACUUCUGCUUCCAGACCCGAGAAGAAGAGUAAGAAAAGAAGAUCUCCAGAAGACUGCAGUCUCGCCUUGAUCGUCUUGACAAGAUAAUCAACCAUCAAAAGAUGAAGCUGACUCUGUGUGUGCUUUUCUUCGGCUGCCUCGCGCUUGCCUCAGCCAUCCCUGCGGAGCGCAUUCAAGACCUGAUGUCCAGGGUGGAAGACUUACAAGAUCAACUGGAGAUGGCAAUGGAGAAGCGAGACCAGGAUGACGAAGACAUGCUGGACGAAGACAUGCCAGCCGAUGACGAAGACCUGGACGCUCAGGAAGAAUACCUGCGGGAGCUGCUGAUGGAAACGCGAGGCAUGUUUGAAUACAACAGAUGCGCCUCGAAAUGCAAUAAUCGCCCAGCAUGCCUAAAUGGGUGCAAGAAGCACAAGAAUGGGAAGAAGUAGAGCAGCUGGAGAAUGAGGCAGACGGCCGAAGAUCUUUCCACCAUUGAUUCAUCGAAUUUCGUUACUAAUAUCAGCAAGGGCUUUGGGUGGAGAUGAUCAAUAGAUAACAUUGAAUAAAGUUUGAUGACAAUUCCCAGACGUGUGUGUCACAGAAAGCAUGGGAAUGGCGGUGAAUCAUGGUUUCGAUAUGAAAGGUGAAUAAAACUGGUGACUACUUUAAAAA